Messenger RNA from Fundulus heteroclitus (mummichog), 2929 nucleotides. RefSeq names its product Sp7 transcription factor (gene sp7). Lineage: Eukaryota; Metazoa; Chordata; Actinopteri; Cyprinodontiformes; Fundulidae. Gene Ontology annotation, molecular function: DNA-binding transcription factor activity, RNA polymerase II-specific; RNA polymerase II cis-regulatory region sequence-specific DNA binding. The record is from RefSeq and is a predicted model, not a curated record. Gene Ontology annotation, biological process: regulation of transcription by RNA polymerase II. The transcript has 2 exons. The coding region runs from base 90 to 1469 and encodes 459 amino acids.
GGAGCUCGACUCCAUCCAAAGUGUCCCGGGACUCAGAGCUGUGCCUCUCCCUCUGCCCUCAGCUUCCUAAAGGAUUUAGUUUCUCAGGGAUGGCCGCAUCUGUUCUGGAGCUAGGGAAUGCAAUUGAAGACGCACGCUAUGGCUCCAGUCCUCUGGCUAUGUUAACUGCUGCCUGUAACAAGUUCGGUAGCACCAGCCCCAUCAGGGAUUCAGCUACACCCGGCAAAACCGGCAGCUCUCCAGUAAAGAAGCAGUACACCAUGACGUCUGACCUUCAGACAUCCAAGAACGGGCGGGCGUCGGACGGCAGUGGGCUGACGGACUCCUACACCGGCUCUUUCACCACCGCUGGAGGAGGCGGUGGGCUGCUGAGUCCCACUGGAAGCCCUCCUCCUUCCGCCGGGGGGUAUGCCUCAGAGUACAACCCUUUCUCCCACUCCUUCCAGACCUCGGUGUCCCAGGACCCGUCUCUUUUAGUGUCCAAGACCCACGCUACCCCGGCUGACUGUCUCACCAGUGUCUACACUUCACUGGAUAUGACGCACCCGUACGGCUCCUGGUACAAGGCUGGAAUCCACCCCGGCAUAACGGCUGCUCCAGCCAACGCCACGUCCUCCUGGUGGGACGUCCACCCCAACUCCAACUGGCUGUCAGCGACGCAGCCCCAAGCUGACGGGGGUCUCCAGGCCUCACUUCAGCCUGUAGCCCCGCAGGCAUCCCUGAGCCCUCAGCUCCCAAGUUACACGUCCGACUUUACGCCACUCAACCCAGCCCAGUACACCUCUGUCGGACUGGGCUCGUCCUCCCACCUCCUCCAAACGUCCCAGCACAUGUUGCCCCAGGACAUGUACAAGCCCAAACCUGUGUCAAGUGCGGGGCUAAUUGAGAAUUCAAUGGGCCUAAAGCCUGCUAGGGGGUCGGGAGGCUAUAGCGGAGGGGCUACACCCAGUAGGUCUUCGUGUGACUGCCCAAACUGCCAGGAGCUGGAGAGGCUGGGCGCCUCCGCCGCCUCCCUGAGGAAAAAGCCCGUGCACAGCUGCCACAUCCCAGGCUGCGGGAAAGUCUACGGCAAGGCAUCCCACCUGAAAGCCCACCUGCGCUGGCACACUGGCGAGAGGCCCUUCGUGUGCAACUGGCUGUUCUGCGGGAAGCGCUUCACCCGCUCCGACGAGCUGGAGAGGCACGUGCGCACCCACACGCGGGAAAAGAAGUUCACCUGCCUGCUGUGCAACAAGCGCUUCACCCGCAGCGACCACCUCUCGAAGCAUCAGAAGACCCACGCGGACUCCGCAAUGCAGGGCAAAACUGUAGCCGCGGAGGGGGACACGGACCCUCGGACUGAAGACGCUCCCGAGCUCAACUCCGGCGCCAUAGCAGCCAAUCCUGUCGCCGAACAAAUCGCCAACGGAGAUGAGAAGACGACCGCGCCCAAUGGAGUGGAGAACAGCAGUGGAUUGUUGGAGAUCUGACUGCCUUAAGUUUCUCCUCCAGCAUUAUUUUUUCUCACAUUUCUGGGGCUUUUUAAAUGAAUAAAAAAAAAAAAAACAACUUUCAAAUAAAACUGAAGAGAGAAAAUAUUUAAGAGAACAUUUGGACUUAAAACGAUAAGUGACUGAGCAUGUAGCAGCCACAAGCAAGUACGAGAAAGACGUACAAGCAUGCUACCAUACAGCCAAAAUUGUAUGCAGACACAGCGCCAAAUACACACAACCAAAAACCUUGAUGUAUAUCAGCACAAAUAUUACAUCCACACGUGCACCAUUUGCAUGCAAAAUAAUAACUAUGAGCAAAUGCACAAGCAUAUAUAAUGCAUUCAUGUAUGCAUGGGCAACCACAAGAAGUAUGCCUGCUCAGACCCAUGUAGGAGUAAACAUUCUCAUGUGGACAUUUAGCAGUCUGCACACAUUUUCUGCCUUUUAAAUGAGACAAACCACUGGGGAUAUGUAAUCUGCAAAAGCAGAAGGAAAAGAGCUCCGAGGCUGCACAAGGAAAGCGGUUUUAGAACAAGACUUAUGGUCGGGAUGACGGAGUCGAUGAAGCAUUGCAUGCCUGGAGUGAAGAAGAAAAAAAAUCUGAUUUACAGCUGCACUCUGAUACUUAUUCAAUAUUCCUGAAAUAGACAAUCUCACUUAGAGCUACUUGUUGUCAGAGACACCGUGAUAAAGGUGCUGCAUUGUUUUUGCUGUUUGCUUCGUACUUUGUCUAAUUUAAUUUCAUAUUUACAUUAAUAAUCUAAUUUAUGUUUUAAAUUAUACAACACAGGGGAGUAUCUUACAUGUUGUGGGAAAUAUUAUACCUAAAGGGAAAUUAAUGGUUGAAGCUGGCCAAGAAGGAGAUAUAUGGUGCAUUAAAUUAAGACCUUUUUUUUUUCUUAUUUAUUAGUUAUGAGUUGCAAUUUAGGAAGUAUGUUAUUAAAGUUUUAUUUAUAGAUCUUGAAUCUUAUGUGUGCAUUACCUAAUUCUGUAACAUUUUUCAUUGUGACUUCUUCCACACCAUGCAAAGCAAUGAAUAAAACGGGCUUCCUAGAUUGUUUGAACAUACUAUAUGUAAUAAUAACAAUAUAUAGAUUUUGUUAGGUGUGAUAUUUUUCUACUUUUUUAUGCCUUUUCUCUUUUUUUCCCCCUCAUGAAAAGAUAUCUAUUUUACUGCAGCUGACAAAAAAGUGUCUUCUUAUUUUGGUCCACGCAGUAGCUAUUAGUCUUUGCUGGCAUGUUGUGAAUUGUGUUUAAAAGAGUCUGUAAAUAGUGUUAAAGCAGAAAACCUCAGAAAUGUACACAUGUUGUUGGAUUCAUGGAGCAGAAUCAUGAAUUUACGGUGCUUUUGAGAGAAGACAAACUGAAAUGAAAUUCUUUUUUUUUUUUUUUGCUGGUUUUAUUUUCUUUGCAAAAGCAUUCUGACUUGAUUGAAAAUAAACGAAUAAUUAAAAACC